CAACCGUUGGUGAGUAGCUGAGACAAGAACAUCUCCUGAUCACUCCCAUACAUACACCUCUAGUCACUUGGGAUCAUUCAUACAAUCAUUAUGUUUCCAUUUGCUUUCAUUACCCGUUCUUGGUCCAUCUAGUCACCUAGACAGGUCAGUACCAGGCGUCUCACAAAACGCUCAUAAUGAGAUCCUGUUACUAACAUCUUCAGUACAAGACUCUGGAAGGUUAUAAUGUUGUAGAAAUUCUCACAACUUCCGCAUUAGCCGCCAGAAUGACUGAUCAUAGGAGUAGUCCAUUCCCUAGUACACAUUCCACUCGCAUGAUCGCCUGUGUACUUAUUAUUCCGAUUGGUUGGGCAUUCCUCGGAAACUCUGGGUCUGGCUCCAGCUCUUCCGGUGUUCCGCAUUACUUUGAGACCCCAUGUGUAAGUCCCGUUUCUUCAUGCCAAGCCAAGUCUUUUCGAUAAAUGGAUCUCAGCUUGGUCGUGGCUUUGGUUUCUGUUAUCGCGGUAUGUGUGGAUGACAACAAUCAAGAGCCUGGAGCAGAACAAUCUCCACCCCUGGGUCCCCUGGCCUCCAACUUUCCUCUGGACAUCUCAAACGUAGACUCGCAAUACAUUGGUGUGUCAGAGUCGAUCGCUGAUUGUGUUGUUCAUAGGUCACUUCUACCCAAAGAGGGUGUCUCUGUGACAUCCGUAGGGGACUCCGGAGAGACCCUGAUGAGGAUGCACACAGCCACCUUCACGGGGGCCAACCUCUUUAUUAGAAAAGAUUAUCCGUCACUACUCUCUAUCCAUACCAUGGAUGGAGACGCGGCAGGAGAGACUUGCCUGGAAAAGCAAAGGUCCGGAUGGAGGCUGAUUACCUGCACAAAGUUCAAGUCUAAUCUCACCAAGAUGGAAAAUGGAGAACCUGCAAAAUUAACAACACAUUGUGUAGAUUACUUUCGAAUGGUAGAUGAUGAAGAAUGUGUGAUCAAUGGGAUAACACUUGACCUUUCCGGAGUAAACGUUGCCCAAAUCCAAGUGGAAAAUGACCCCCAAUACGGAACCUUGUAUACGAACUAUACCCCGAAAAACGACAGUAGUUUUGGUAUAAUUAAUGAUUUUGGUGUAAGGAUAUGGACUGAGACCCCAAAAAAGACCUGUAAGCUCGUGAAGAAGAUGGUCAUUGGGAAUUCCGCCUUCCUCACUCUUCACAUUGAUUACGGUGAAAGUUUUGCUUUUGAACGUUUUGAAAAGACUGGUGAAGAAUGGAAGCCAAUAGGCGGGAAGGAGUUUUCUAAAAAGGUCAAAUUAAUGAAGAAGAGCCUUCCGAAACUUGAGCCACCAGACGCAAUCGAGUUGAACAUUAAGUGUGCAGACAUGUCCAAAACGAUCUUUAAAACUGUGGAAUAUGCCAGUACUAGGCAAAUAUUAUGUACUCCGAAAGAUGGAGGAUUCUUUGUCAAAGCAAUGGAUGGCGAAAAGAUCAUAUGGAUUGCAGAAGAAGACGAAAAGUGUACAAUGACAAGUUUGUACCGCAGAAAGGAUGAAGUUGUUUUUGUAGUUGAUAUUAACAAGGGUGGAAAAAUCGCGCGAAAAUGUUUUUUAGGGUCUAUAGUCUCUGAAAAAAUAUCAUGGGAAGGAAUUACCGAAGAUGACUGUGACAACAGACUCGAUAAUAUGGAGAAACCUGCCAAGAGUAAAUCACACCGGACAGCGUGGUCAUCAACAUAAUAAGUCUUUGACAGUUUUAAAAGUGUAUAGGCAAAAU
Molecule: messenger RNA, 1749 nt
Organism: Theileria equi strain WA
Lineage: Eukaryota; Apicomplexa; Aconoidasida; Piroplasmida; Theileriidae
Exons: 1
Coding region: 462-1712 (416 amino acids)
Source: RefSeq, a predicted model, not a curated record